CUAAGAAUUCAUCAUUAUGUAGCAAUUAGCAUUAAACAUAAAGGGGUUGGAGCCGAAUUACGGAAAACGUAAAGGACUUGUAAAUAAUUAUUAGAAAGGAAGUAGGGGUAUAAAAUCUGUGCUGUGCAAUCUCUAAAUUAAUUCUUCACACACUGCAGAGACAGCGAAAGGGAGAGUUACGCACCGUCACAAUCUUCAGAUGUCUUUGCAUAUUGGAAACCUAUCAGCUGGCACUCGUAUAGAUGACCUUCAACGUGUUUUCCGGAAGUUUGGUAGGUGUACUGUAAGGGUGAAGGACAAGUAUGGGUUUGUAGUUUAUGAUUAUCCCGCCGGUGCUGAAAAAGCUCUUAAAACACUUCGUGGGACAAGGAUUUGUGGUCAGGCCAUAACAAUAUCAUGGUCUAAACGGCAGCCUCAGAAAUCGCAAAGGCCCCCGACUGGGGAGAAGUUGAAUGAGGAACCACAUAGAAGGUAUUCAAUGAAAGAAUACGCUCAUCGAAGGUCGAGUUCAUAUGGUCGACGAGAGAAUGAGUUGAACUCUCACAAAGCAGAUGGCAAACUUAGAACUGAUUCUUCCAACUUAAUCCAUGAAUCAACUAGGUACCGUCCAGAUGAGUCAAAGCCUUAUGUGAGAGAAAGCAAUCAAACUUCUCCGACUGAUCAUCAUGGGAUAGGAGAUGGUAGAAAGAACCAUGUGAAUGUUAGUAGGUGGGACGAGCCGGCUAUAGACCCCUUAAGUGAAAUUUAUUUGGAAAAUAACUUGGACUUUGACCGUUAUGAGCCUCAUGACAGUGAUGGUAAAAAGGAAUUGGAUGAACGAUCUGACAUAUCUCAUUUGGUAGGUUCAUCUUCUGUCAAGAAGGUCCAAGAUAGAAGAGGGCUUUCCUACAAUGAAAAAUCUCAAAAGAGUUGCUACAUUUGUGGGGAGUUGGGCCACAAAAGGAGCAACUGUCCACUACAGCCAAAGAGGCAUGUCUCUGAUUGUCGGCCAAGCCCACAUCCGAGUGGUGACACUUUUCUCCUCAGUAGUCAGGAAAGUGAUAGGAAGCCAACAACUUCAAAAACCAAUCUGAAAUUGCUGAGGCUUGGAGAUUCUUCCACUCAGGAGAUUUCUCCUAGAGGUAGGGGGAAUGAGUUAAAAGAUAAAAAAAGAAAUUGGAGGGACUACGAAAGUCAAGAUAAAAGUCGUUUUCAGAGAGCAAUAGGUCCAUCUUCAUCUUCAAUCCACUCUAAUUAUACUUCAUCCAGAUCACAGUCGCCUUCUAGACCAUAUCAACCCUCAUCACGGUUCAAGUUGAAGUCAAUACAUUCAGAGAAAAUUUCCUUACCUUCUUCUUAUGGAUCUUCACCUUCACGCCAUUCUGGAUAUAAAACCUUAAAGUCACCACGGUCUAAAGCUGGGUCAAUGUCGCCUUCUUCUUCAUUAUUACCUAAAGAAGUCAAUCAUAAUGUAUCUCCCUCUCCAAAUAAAGCUCAGGGAAAUUCCAAGGGCUCUUUGGCAAAUGUUGUUGCCUUUCAGCAAUGUGCGGAUUUAUUCGAAGAGGAAACACAGUUGGUGAUGCCAAAGGAUUCAUCUGGAAAGGAUAAUAAUCUUUGGCAUUCUUCUUCCAAGGGCUCACAUGAGUCAUGUGUACCACUUUUAGAUGGUGAUGGGCAUAUUGUUGAUAAUCUAUCUCUGCACUCGAUGAAAGGGAUAAGAGAGUCACAACGUGAGCGACAUGUUUCUGCAACAGAAUGUAACAGUCAAUCAAUUUUGAAUGCUUCCAGAGAAGCAAGAAUGUCGUUAGAGGAAGUACAUAUGGUUAUGAAACAUUAUGGCUUGCAACUGCCAGAGGAAAAUGAAAAGGACUUACCUGUUGAAGUUUAUUUUGGUUCCGCCCGCUUUUGGCCAUGGGAGAUGAUUUACUAUAGGAGAUUAAAGAAGGGUCCUAUAUCAGCUGAGAACUAUUCAAGGAGAAGUGCUCAGAAUGCAGAAUAUGGAAUUGUUGACAGACAUGUUAGAGGCAGCAGUGGAUGGGGAGAACUUCAUGAAAAUUCUUGAGCACCUUUUUCUGCGUUUUGAUAGGCACUGGCAGUUAUAUCUCUCCUUGCCAUGUUCUUAAGCCUGUUGCUGAAAUUCAUUUAGAACCCUGGCGUCAUCUUUCAUCAUGCUGUCAUGGGAUAUGACAUGACACACAGGACUUGUAGAUUCCUCCUGGUUAUAAUUGCUAUCAAGUAAGGGUUUUUCUCUACAUCGGCUGUAAAACUUCUAGUCAUGGUUAUAAUACACAUAUGUACUGCAGUACAAUGAAUCUUGUUUUUUGAGUCUUGACAACCAAAAUUAGUCGUCUGUCUUUUGUUGGGAGCUCUUUCACUUUGUUAUGCAAUAACUUUUUCUGCUAAGCUUGUUUUGUCCAGGAGGUGAGGGAGUUUCCAUAGAUACGACUGUAGCUCAAUUCCAAUAUCGCACGUUGACCUCAAUAUCAUCAAUUUUGGUGGGAUAUUAAGCUUACUAUUCAUAAUAUAUUUUAAUAUAUAACUCAGGAAGACCACAGAUAAUUGCCAUCAUUUUUAAAGCUCUCUCUUUGGAGAAUCUAUUAAUAGUACCAGAGUUGAACUUGACUAAAGAAACUUUAUGGUUCUCUGAAUCAUAAAACACGGUUUUUGAGUUUCCUUGGUUUGCUUGGAACCAUUGAUGAUAAUGCCGUAGCAUUUUGACAUUCAGAAGAUGUAGGUGCAGUCAUUAGCUACUUUUUUUCUGUGCAAAAAUGUUCUCUAUUUCAUUUCAUGGUUUAGCUCAAAAUAUAUGUAGUAUCCUGUGGGGACUUACACUUGUACUGUCCUUAUGUUAAAUCUUUCCCAUGUAUUAAGUCUGUUUACUUGUACGUGAAAAACUGUGUAAGAUGAUAAGAUCAAAGAUGUGUCUGGCGUGGGUGUGUUUGUGAUUUUGGUGAAGAUUGCACAGAUUCUUACGCAAGCAUUACAUAGUGCUUCCCGCUUUCUUAUUAGUUUCCCUUGAAUGGGAUCUGAUUUCUUCUAAGAAUAUGUAACAGAUUCUUUUAUUUGGCUUCGCUUUUACCUGGAUCUGUCAUUUUGGAGUAAAACUGGCUUGACUGUUUCUCUAUCUAUCACGCCUUCAAAAUCUGUUAGAAUUUUUUGUACAUACUUUUACAGCUUUUUUCUAGAAAGCUCAAUAUCCUCCAGGAGUCAAGAAUUUCUAUAUUCUUGUUCUGAUACAGGACACUGUCUUUGUAAUUCCAAUAUUCUUUACUCUUAAUUCAAUUUAGCUUUAUAAUUUCUGAUAAAAACACUUAUCCGGAAAAGAAAGCCCCUGGAAUAUUUUGAAAAAAGAGGCAAAUAUUUGCAACAACCCUGUCACCACAAUGAAUCAUCAAGAAGACGCUCAUCAAUAUAUAGCAUAUAUAGCGUAUUAGCAUUUGGAGCACUGACCAGAGAGUGAGGCUGCUGUUGGCACAUCAAAUGGCUGCCAGAUCAGAUGUCUUGAGGGCAUGAAGUUGGUGCAGGUCUAUCAAAGACAUUUCUUAUCACCCAACCCAUAUUCUAUGUACCAAAAGUCUCUCCCCUGCAGUCAGGCAUGGCUAUUGGGAUGCAAACCAUUGCCAUCCUUGGUGUAAGGCAAUGAAAGGAAAUUUCGUUGGUUGAAGCAGAAGAACAUCUGAACAUGUAUUUGUGGUGCAGUCAUAACAGUAGUGAUGGUAAAAAGGAAUUGGAUGAACGAUCUGACAUAUCUCAUUUGGUGGGUUCAUCUUCUGUCAAGAAGGUCCAAGAUAGAAGAGGGCUUUCCUACAAUGAAAAAUCUCAAAAGAGUUGCUACAAUUGUGGGGAGUUGGGCCACAAAAGGAGCAACUGUCCACUACAGCCAAAGAGGCAUGUCUCUGAUUGUCGGCCAAGCCCACAUCCGAGUGGUGACACUUUAAUGUGCCUCCUUUAUUGCAAAGUUACUGUCGUUUAUGAACACAUUGUAGUAAAAAUUGCAUUAGCACGAUCCUUUCUUCUGUUCAUAUGAUAUUUUUAUUAGGAUGCAAUUAGUUGCAGCUAAUGAAUAAGUCAAUAUUGCCAAUGAUGGUGUAGUUAAAACAUUUUCAUUUUAGGUAUUUUAUGAGAACAAUGUUACAUCAAUGCAAAACAUAACUUUCACAUUUUUAAA
This is a messenger RNA of Salvia splendens (bonfire salvia), 4147 nucleotides long. Its product is annotated as serine/arginine-rich splicing factor 4-like. The record is from RefSeq and is a predicted model, not a curated record. Gene Ontology annotation, molecular function: zinc ion binding; RNA binding. Lineage: Eukaryota; Viridiplantae; Streptophyta; Magnoliopsida; Lamiales; Lamiaceae. The coding region runs from base 200 to 2041 and encodes 613 amino acids. The transcript has 5 exons.